Messenger RNA from Trypanosoma conorhini, 882 nucleotides. RefSeq names its product calpain-like cysteine peptidase. The record is from RefSeq and is a predicted model, not a curated record. Gene Ontology annotation, biological process: cilium assembly. Lineage: Eukaryota; Euglenozoa; Kinetoplastea; Trypanosomatida; Trypanosomatidae. Gene Ontology annotation, cellular component: motile cilium. The coding region runs from base 1 to 882 and encodes 293 amino acids. The transcript has a single exon.
AUGCCCAGAAAAGCCCUGCUAGGUAACUGGUUUGAGGAGGAGGCCUACGCACGAGAUCGAAGGCGUCUCAUGGAGGGCCGCAAUGGCGGUGUCGUCGAUGCCGCACGUGAGACUCAGCUCAUUUUGGCCAAAGUGAAGCAUCACAGCACACCGUACCCAAUGUCCCCCAUGCCUGAAGAUGGAUUUCUACACUUCUACGCCCCAGUUAUGCUGCAAAAUGCUGCAACCCUAGGUUUUAUGUCGCUUGACUUAGAGGACCGCGCGCUGCGACCCACAGGAUGGAGCGUCGUGUGCUCAACGGCGCCGGCCAGUGGCCCGACACUGCGCAAUUGUUUUGUCUUGGUGCCAGCGCCGACGGGACCCACAGAUAUGAUCCCCCCGCCACCCGAGGAGAAGGAUUUGGUGCACUACGGGCAGCCGUUUUUCAUCAUGACAGUGCCAGAACUGAGCGAUGAUCCGCUUUCACUUGCGUCGGAGCGCAAGGGGCCUAAUAGCGCGUCGAAGGUGACGGGGAAGUACCAAGACGUGUUCUUUUCCCCAGACGGCAGCACCGCAGAGACGAUGUGGGUGGCGGAUUUCUCGAACCCAGAGUAUAUUGAGGACAUGCGUGACAGGCCCGUGAAGGGGGACGCCGUCUUGGUGAUCCGCCACAACCAGACCAACGUCCCACUGGCGAGCACAAAGGCGGUGUUCUACAACGACUUCGGCCCGGAGUAUGAGGUCUGUUGCAACAAGUUUGCGUUGCCCGGGUCGAGGACUCGUGGGAGCCCGCUCACCGACGAAAACUACUGGAUCUUUGUUCACAGUGAGCAGCGUGAGGAGCAGCAGGGCGAGGCAGAGGGGCGGGAAGAGGAGCAGAAGAGGGCUUCGGCCCCCGCCUAG